Molecule: messenger RNA, 663 nt
Organism: Drosophila ananassae
Lineage: Eukaryota; Metazoa; Arthropoda; Insecta; Diptera; Drosophilidae
Exons: 2
Coding region: 1-663 (220 amino acids)
Source: RefSeq, a predicted model, not a curated record
AUGUACUCCUUGCUGAUUUUUUGCCUAUCUAUUGGUUUUUGUCAAGCCCUUGGAGACGUAUAUUUACCAGCGGAAAAUGAGGUUGCAUCUGGUCGGCUGGCCACGGAAUAUUUCACAUACGCCGCUCCCCCGGAUGAUGACACGGCGGCCCCCUACCAGGCUGCCUGCCAGCUUGCUCAGGUCAUUUCCCCGCCGCAACAGGUCGUGUUCAUACGCACUCCGGAGACAAAUGUCUUUAGCUUGACCGCCAAGCAACUGGCGACCAAUAGUCCACUGGAUAUCUUUGUACUGCAGCGGCAGGCUGAUGCCGCGGCAUUGGCGCAGCAACAGGCUUCAAUUCAGCAGCAGGUGGCACCUCAGCCAUCGGUGCACUUUGUCAAGUACCGAACGCCGGCGGAUGUCACCCGAGCUUUGAGCAUUUUGCGCAGCGACUACGACAGACUGCCGGGUAAUAGUAUAAGUCACGCCAUCGAAAAGGCUGAUGUCUUGCACUUAAACUCGCUGGCUCCACUGAAGCCUUCACCUCCCCACAAUCCAGUGAUCUUUAAGAUCCGGCCAAAAGAUAGCGCCGAGUACGAGACCCAUGAACAGGCCAGCGAAUUGGAAACUGCCAAGUUGCAGGCAUUAUUCCGGGAGUAUCUGCCUCCAAGAAAGCGUCGUUAA